This is a messenger RNA of Pelmatolapia mariae (spotted tilapia), 3371 nucleotides long. Its product is annotated as delta-type opioid receptor-like. Lineage: Eukaryota; Metazoa; Chordata; Actinopteri; Cichliformes; Cichlidae. Gene Ontology annotation, cellular component: neuron projection; plasma membrane. Gene Ontology annotation, biological process: neuropeptide signaling pathway; sensory perception of pain; G protein-coupled opioid receptor signaling pathway. The record is from RefSeq and is a predicted model, not a curated record. The coding region runs from base 203 to 1333 and encodes 376 amino acids. Gene Ontology annotation, molecular function: dynorphin receptor activity; neuropeptide binding. The transcript is spliced from 4 exons.
GGUCCGCAAAGCUGCCGCUGCUCCUCUCCGGGCGCAGUACCAUCCCCAAACUUUGAUGAGCCGUAACCUUCACCAGGGCAACAAAACAAGCCGAGCUGAAUUAUACCUGCGAGGAUAUAUUAAAAAUAAAAACAGCGUCGUCUCUUUCUCCCCCCUCUCUCUUUUUCUGAGUGAUUAAGCCUAACAACAAACAGGUGUUAAAAUGGAAAGCACUCCGAUUGAAAUUUACAAAGAAGACACCAAGUGCCUCUCCUCGCUGCUGGAAGACUGUCCGGCGAAUUCAACUGCUUGGGUAUCCGGAUACUCUGACAGCCGCAAUGUGACCCACGAUGAUGAUAGCUGGGAGCAGGAGAGCAUGUCUCCCAUCAUCCCCAUCAUCACCGCAGUGUACUCCGUGGUGUUUGUGGUCGGCUUGUUGGGCAACUGCCUCGUUAUGUAUGUGAUCAUCAGGUACACGAAGAUGAAGACGGCCACCAAUAUUUAUAUUUUCAACCUGGCACUCGCCGACGCCCUCGUCACCACCACGAUGCCAUUCCAGAGCACUGACUACCUUCUGAAUACGUGGCCCUUCGGCGAAGUGGUAUGCAAGGUCUUCAUCUCCAUCGACUACUACAACAUGUUCACCAGUAUCUUCACCCUCACCAUGAUGAGUGUGGACCGCUACGUGGCCGUGUGCCACCCCGUGAAAGCCCUGGAUUUCCGCACUCCCCUCAAGGCCAAGAUGAUAAACGUGUGCAUCUGGAUCUUGUCCUCGGCCGCAGGGAUACCUGCUUUUGUGCUGGGCGGUACUCAGACGAACAGCGACAUAACAGAGUGCGCGCUGCAGUUCCCCGAUCCCUACACAAAGUGGGACACACUGAUGAAGAUUUUAGUGUUUGUCUUUGCCUUCGUCGUGCCUGUGCUCAUUAUCACCGUGUGCUACUCCCUCAUGGUCCUGAGGCUGAAGAGUGUCCGAAUGCUGUCCGGCUCGAGGGAGAAGGAUCGCAACUUGCGCCGGAUCACGCGGUUGGUGGUGGUCGUGGUGGCCGUGUUUGUGGUCUGCUGGACGCCCAUUCACAUCUUCAUCCUGGUCAAAGCUCUCGUCACCGUGCCGGAAACCACCGCCAUCAUGGCCGCCUACUUCUUCUGCGUGGCUCUGGGUUACACCAACAGCAGCCUCAAUCCUGUCCUCUACGCCUUUCUGGAUGAGAACUUUAAACGCUGCUUCAAAGACUUCUGCCUGUCAGCCAAACUGAAGGGGGAGAAGGUGUCAGGGAGCAAAAAGGCCCCCAGCACUGUGCGAGAGGCCGCUGUUCCCCUGGAAAACCCAGAUGGGACUGGUAAGCCGACAUGACUAGCAGUGGAACUGUCUUCAAUCUCCCACACUGGAAAAGAAGACUCACAGUACCUGGGUUUAACCCACAUCACAACAGCAAUGUAGACUGGGUUUUGGAUUCACUUCAUUUUAAUUAUCACCCAGGGUAUAAUCAUUGAUGUGGUUGUCCAUAAAUCCAAAUCAAUCCAUCCUCGUGUCCUCUGACUUCUGACACUUUCCCUCAUAGCAGCCUGUGAUUGUAGGUCGAGACAAAGAUUGUGCAUUUAUGGUUUAACCUGGCAGGUGGAUGUAAACCAAACAAUUUUAAGUAGGUCAAAGAUCCUCUUUGUAUGAAGAAAGUGCUGCUUAUAAUUAAUAUGGAUUACUGUUGAUGGAGGUCCAACAAUUAGUUGAUUAACCAAUUAUUACAUGAAUCCCCAUUUAUUUUGAUGACUAAGUAAUUGUUCAGGAAGGGUUUUUUUUUUAGGAAAAAUUAAACAUUCGCACCAUCCAGCAUCCUAAAUGGGAUUUUGAUUUCAUACAUGACAGUUAAUUAAACAUUUUUAAAACAAAUUUAUGAUCGCUUACUGUUUUAAUGAUGAUUUAUUUAGCCAUAAGUUUAAUUUAGACUGCCAACCUUCCCAGUGUGUACUGACAGCUGAGAUACGUUACAUCACCUCUACAACCCUGAAUUGAAUAAGUAAGAGAUGGAUGGAUGGGCGGGUGGAUGGGUAUUGAGCUUACUGGCAAAAUAAUCAGCAGAUUAGCCUUUCAUAAAAUCAUCAUUACACAAUAUUGCACACACAGUCAUGAGAUAAUUAUGUUAAGAUAUCUCAGGAGAACUGACGAUUAUUUAAAGGGUAAACGAGCAGGAGACUGAUUAAAAUCACUUGGCCCAUAUCAAGUUUCAUCAGUUUUGAUUCAUUUGUCUCUCAAAUGCUGUUUAUUCCCAAAAUUUCCUCCUAUCAUUUUUUCAUUUGCCAAAUGUGCCUUUAAAAGUCCAGGAAAAAAUGUUUGUGGCAGCAGAAAAAUGACUUCAGGAAUGAUUACUAGAUGGGGUCAAACAGCACUUCAUAUUAUAAUGUUUGCUAUUUUUAUUCAAUGCAUUUGACAUGCCGGUGAUAUUUGCAUGAAUCCCUGACAGCAGACAUGUGCCAAAAACAUUUUCACAUCCGUGCAUAGCCUGAAUGGUGCUGAUUGACCGCAGUGUGAGAGCACUCACGGACUCAUGUUGGACUUUGAAGUUGUGUAAGAGUCAGAGAAAGAAAAGAAAAAAGCAACAUUCAUCUGCAUCAAAGCAAGUUAGUCAAUGAGCGAAUGUGGAGGGAAGAUCCUGGACUUGAAUGUGCAUUUAAAAUUUGACAGAGGGCUCUCUAUCAGCUUUGACCCUGGCGUUGUGUCCAGACUGAUAAGUUGUUAACUUUAUGGUAUAUAACUAAUAAUGACAUGUGCUUUGUGUAUGGCUUUUACCAUGAUACACAUACUGUAGUCCUGCUGAACUGUCAUACUGUUAUUGUUGUACAGUCUGAUAAGCCGAUUAGCUCUUUCAACAAGUAAAAAUACAGAAUAUUCUAACAACUGUACAGUAUCUCAGUCUGUAUACAAGGACUUAUUUUGUAUAGACUGCAAAAAGAAAAUCUUUGCACAGACUUUAUAAAAAUAUACUGUAUUUGUAGCAUGUUAAUCAUCACUGCUAUGAUAGUAAAGGCAACAUCAAUAGCCAUAGGCUUCAUGGACUGUGCUGUCAUUUUGAAUGUACUGCAAAUACUACAUAAAAGUCAUCUAUCUCAUUAAAAAAAAGCAUCUUUAGCUAAUACUUGUUGAUAAAUCUCUUGCUGACACAUGUAUACGGACACAAAAAUAGAUAAAGCACAGAUGUUCUAAAAAUAAGAGACGUUAUUCUAAGAAUCAACACUGUGAUCGAGGCAUCGUUGUAGUUUUUAUUUAUUUCUUUUUAAUCUCUGUGCUCACAGUUUAAUGCUGUACAUUGGCUUCUCCUGCCGUCAUUCGAGCAGGACGUGUACUUAUCGAUUAAAACUUGUCUGUGAAGAGCUUAAUAAAGCAAGUUUAACAAAUA